Rhododendron vialii is the source of this 1234-nucleotide messenger RNA. RefSeq names its product pentatricopeptide repeat-containing protein At4g21190. The transcript has 6 exons. Bases 223 to 1152 code for a protein of 309 amino acids. Gene Ontology annotation, molecular function: protein binding. Lineage: Eukaryota; Viridiplantae; Streptophyta; Magnoliopsida; Ericales; Ericaceae. The record is from RefSeq and is a predicted model, not a curated record.
CCCUGGUGAACACACACAGUAAUUUCCAUAUUUGGUUUUCCCUGGUAAUAAUUACCAAAGCCAUGGAAGAGAAGAAUACAGAGAGAGAGAGAGAGUCAUCUUUGGAGGGAAUAGAAGGAACGAAAUCUGAGAACAGGGUUUUUGAUGCGCCGAAAACUCCUCUCUCUGUCUAACCACAGCCACAAUUUCUCUCUCUCGCAAGCUUCUUGCUGAUUCAGGAGGAUGCUUGAUUUGAGCUACUCUCCGGGAGUUUUCACCAGAAGACUGUUAUUGUUUCAAUUUCCGAGGAGGAAAGGCAGUGCAGACUGUGCAGUGGUAUGCGCAGCAAAAGGUCCUCGACCGAGAUAUCCCCGUGUAUGGAAAACCAACAAGAAAAUUGGAACCAUCUCCAAGUCAGUGAAGCUUGUUGAGUGCAUAAAGGGAUUAUCUAAUGUCAAAGAGGAAGUAUAUGGGGCUCUUGAUUCUUUCAUUGCAUGGGAGCUAGAGUUCCCUCUCAUCACUGUGAAGAAAGCUUUAAAGACCCUCGAGAAUAUGAGAGAAUGGAAGAGGAUAAUUCAGGUGACAAAGUGGAUGUUGAGCAAAGGUCAAGGCAGAACAAUGGGGAGCUAUUAUGUGUUGCUGAAAGCUUUAGCUGAGGAGGGAAGACUUGAUGAAGCUGAAGAGCUUUGGCAGAAGUUGUUUUCAGAAAAUUUGGAGAGCACACCUCGUAUGUUCUACGAUAAAAUGACAUCUAUAUACUAUCGCAGGGGCAUGCAUGACAAGAUGUUUGAGGUAUUUGCAGACAUGGAAGAACUUGGCAUUCGACCUACCCCGUCAAUCGUUGAAAUGGUUGGAGAAACAUUUCAGAAGCUGGGUAUGAUUGACAAAUACAAAAAGUUGAAGCAUAAAUAUCCACCACCAAAAUGGGAAUAUCGGUACAUUAAAGGAAAGCGUGUUAAGAUCAAAGCAAGUCAGCUUAGAAAACGUGGUGAUGCUUCGGAUGGUUUACAUAAGUUGGAUGGGGGAACUGACAAGGAACCCAAUGGAUCGUAUGAAGAUGCUGAAGUAGUUUCAGAUGAAUUGGAAGAUGAAGUUGAUCCAUCUGAUGAUUCCGACCCAAGUUUGGAUGAACUUGGUGAAGCUGCCAACUCUUGUCCAGAAACAACUAUUUGACAUAGUUUGCUGUGAUUACUGUUAUUGUUUGGGAACAAAUUGUAAAACUCAGAACUAUAUUGUACUGCCUUCAUUCUGACCA